This is a messenger RNA of Colletotrichum scovillei, 522 nucleotides long. RefSeq names its product transposase. The record is from RefSeq and is a predicted model, not a curated record. Bases 1 to 522 code for a protein of 173 amino acids. The transcript has a single exon. NCBI's taxonomy places the organism in Eukaryota, Fungi, Ascomycota, Sordariomycetes, Glomerellales, Glomerellaceae.
AUGGUUAAGCCCCUGAUGAACCCUAUGGUAUUACCUGAGCCUUCUGCUAAGCCCACCACACCCAAACCAACCAGUCGGGGCAAAAAGCGAUGCCAUAAUGGUCAACAAACUACCCCUGUUGAGCCAUGGGAUUCUGCUUCCUCUGCAGUGGUCUGGUCGACACCCAGGAAGCUGGCAGAGCUCAGCGGUCAACUGCACUUAUACACCCAACUCGACAAUGAUACCAGCACUCAACGGCUGCUGUUCAGGAAGGUGAAAAAAGGCUUCACAGAGCAGGCCUGGCAACUGGCAGCUGCCCAGCAGCAGCUGGCUCACCUGAGGGCUCAAGUUACCAACGCUGCAGUUAGGAAGAGGAAGACUGUUCAGAUCGAUCCCAACACGAAGUUUGCGAACAUCAGGGAUAUCCAUCGGGCUCAAAUCGAAGCGGGUGAAAAGGAGGUUAUUACGGCUGAAUCCAGCGACUCUGAAUGCCCUAGUGAGGCUGGCAGUUGUAUUGUAGUGGGUGUGGUUGAGGAUCAAUAG